GUUCAUACGAGAUGGGGAUUAAACGUCGCUCAGUCGGCAUUGCCAGUGCUCACCCGCAUACUGUAGAGAAUAGAUCAACAUCGACCAAAGACAAUUUUCAAACAAUGCUGUGUAAAGUUUGCGUAAUUUUCCUUUUAUUGGCUGCUUGUGCUUACGGGUAUGAAGACUGCGGUUCAACUGCUGGAUCAAUCGUAUCAGUCAAUGUAUCCAAUUGUGACAACAUAAAGAAAUGUGUACUGAAGAGGAACACAAAUGCAAGCAUAGAGAUUAGUUUUACGACAAAUGAGGAUUCGGAUGUUCUAAAGGCAGUAGUACAUGGAGUGGUGCUUGGAGUACCAUUUCCUUUCGAUUUGCCAAAUCCUGAUGGAUGUACAGACUGCGGAAUAACUUGUCCCAUUACUGCGGGUCAAACGUACAGCUACCACACGACAUUACCUGUUUUAAAAAGUUAUCCCAGGGUCACUGUGGACGUUAAAUGGGAACUGCAGGAUAAAGACGGAAAAGACGUGGUUUGCGUCACCAUCCCAUCACAAAUUAAAGUAGUCCAACUAAAGCAAUUUGGCAUAAAGGUGGAAAAUUUGGAGACUAUGUUACUUAAGCUAUUUUUCAUUUUGUUCAUCAUUAAUUGUGGUUUGUGUCAGUACAAAGAUUGUGGUUCGAAAGAGGGAUCGCUUGUUAACGUUUCAAUAUCCGACUGCGAACCUAACGCCAAGAGAUGCAUUCUAAAGAAAAAGAAAAGUGUCACAAUCACAAUAAAUUUCACCAAUGUAGAAUCUAAAGUAGUCACAGCGGAAGUAUGUGGUUCUCUGGUGUUCUUAAAUGUAGUGUGUGCUCCUUUCCCAUUACCAGAGUCAAAUGGUUGUAACUCUGGAAUAAAGUGUCCUGUCACACGAAAUCAAAUUAAUACAUACAAGGCAUCGAUUGAUGUUAAAUCUGUAUAUCCCAAGGCUGCAGUGAAUGUGAAAUGGAAGUUGAAAGACGAAAAUGGACAAGACAUUAUUUGUCUAAUUAUACCGGCAACUAUACGUUAAUCCUUAUUUGCUCCUAGUAAGUGAUGGUUAGUACCGAGUUCAUAACUUGGACAAUGUCGUAGUUUAAAAUUAGAAAAUAUGCUAUCAAUCUUACUAAUAAUUACUAAUAUUAAACAUUAAUAAUAAUAAAUAACAGUUGUAUCUCACAGUCCAAUAUUAAAUCUGGUUGACUUUA
Zophobas morio is the source of this 1206-nucleotide messenger RNA. RefSeq lists its product as uncharacterized. The transcript is spliced from 9 exons. The coding region runs from base 12 to 1031 and encodes 339 amino acids. NCBI's taxonomy places the organism in Eukaryota, Metazoa, Arthropoda, Insecta, Coleoptera, Tenebrionidae. Gene Ontology annotation, biological process: intracellular cholesterol transport. The record is from RefSeq and is a predicted model, not a curated record. Gene Ontology annotation, molecular function: sterol binding.